Messenger RNA from Fonsecaea erecta, 903 nucleotides. RefSeq lists its product as hypothetical. The coding region runs from base 1 to 903 and encodes 300 amino acids. The transcript has a single exon. The record is from RefSeq and is a predicted model, not a curated record. Lineage: Eukaryota; Fungi; Ascomycota; Eurotiomycetes; Chaetothyriales; Herpotrichiellaceae.
AUGGCGAACACGAACAUCACGACGGGCAUCAGGACCAAGAGGGUCACGUUGGCCGACAUGGUGACCGGGAUCGCCCAGUUCAGGAGCGAGCUCUUCUCCAUGCUCUCGGCCACCGAGGUGUCGAUAACCGUCCGCGUGUGCAGGGACACGCUGACGCAGACGGAGAUGGUGAGGUAUUUGAACCCGGUCAGGGACAUGGGCAUCCACACAAACACGAUCAUGGACUUGGUGUCGGUGGGGUACGACUGCAUCCUCAUCGGCAUGGACACGUUCGACAUCAUCUCGAGGAUCACGAGCCCGUUCGAGUACUGGGUCCACUCGAUGAACCCGAAGACGUUCAUGUUCGUGUUGAUGAUAGCGGACAGGAGGACGGACUCGAACUGGGGCGUGAACGAGCCCAGCGACGUGGUGCUGUACGACAUGGAGAGUCAGACGAGGUACUACAAGCGGAUCGGGUCCAUCAACUUCGUCGAGGACAUGGUCGGCCCGAGCCUCAUGAACAGCUACAGCUGCGGGAACACGAACCCCAUCACGCUCAUGUGCCCGAACACCAUGGUGAGCAGGUACAACAACAUCUCGACCAUGGUGGACAGCACGGCGCUCAUGCGCAUGGACGACCUCGAGUUCAUGAUCAACAACAUGCUGAUGCGGACGAACGACAACACGUACUGCACCGGCUACAUCAACCUGACCAGGGACCCGUUCAGCGUCGUGAGGAUGGACGCGUUCAGGGACGUCGACGCCGGCCGCCGCACGAACCUGUUCAUCAACGACGUCCGGCCGGAGGACACGCGCAGGACGAGCAUCCAGUUCAUAUGCAUGCACACGAGCAUCAACGAGCCCGACGUCUCGCACCGCGACCCGUACAUGCUCAACGACAUCGUCAUCUUCUCGUUCCCGUAG